Messenger RNA from Closterium sp. NIES-65, 1104 nucleotides. The record is from the annotation of a GenBank genome assembly. NCBI's taxonomy places the organism in Eukaryota, Viridiplantae, Streptophyta, Zygnematophyceae, Desmidiales, Closteriaceae.
AUGACAGGAGUGUCAUGCACGUCCCAACGUGCAUCACGCGCUGCUCGACGGAAGUUGGAGGCGCGCCAAGACCCAGGGCAGGGGGAGGAGGUGGGCUCGGGGCGUGCGGGAAGUGUGACGGGGGAACUUGGGGCAUUGGGGGACGAGGCGGUAGUGGCUGGAAGGGCAGGGGAAAACGCCGCAGUGGGGACGGUGCUGGGGGCAGCUGUGGUGCCCAGGAGGGCGGCUGGUUUGGUGCUUGAGGGAGCUGCUGCUGCUGCUGCGACUGCAGCUGAGACGGUGGCUGACCCUGUGUUUGCCGGCGGUUCUGCCGCUGUCGUUGGCGGCGGCUCAAUUUCACACGCUGCCGCCCCACGAGCGGCACAGAAGGAGGCGGAGGAGCCAAGCCAGGGCGUGGAUCAGGAGCAGACCGCGGAGGCGGUGUUGUCGGCGUCUCCGGCGCCUGUAACGGCGACUGUGCUGGCGGCAGUGGUGUCUGCUGCGGUUGGGGAGCAGGGCGCAGCCCCGUCAGAGGUUGACGCGAUGCCUGUCGCUGCGAGCGCCGGAACGCGUGUACCUGCCGCGGCCGCAAACAGGCAGGAGCACGGCCAGGCGGAGGGUGAGUUUCCGGGACCUGCGAACGGAGCUUCCUCCGGCGCUGCAAGGGCGGUCUCGAAGAAGAAGUUACGGCAACCGCCAUCUGAGCGAGCGCAGCGGUCGCCAUCGGUGAGCCAGCGAGAGGGGAUAGAGGUGACUGAGGCUGGAAGCCGCCCGCCAGGAAUCUCCCGGGACGCUUCCGCUCCCAACGUAACACCAGCAACGGCAGCGCGCGCUGAGGCUCCAAACACCACGAACGCCGUUGCACACAACACCCGCCACGCGACGCGACGAGCGGCAAUUACCUGGGGACCGCCCCGCGGAGGUCGGACACCGUGGCUGCCGGCGGGACGUGGAGCUACGGGCGCGGUGGCAGGAGCGCCGACAAGCGCGGGGAGGACUCAACGGGGGGGCGGUGCACGGGAGCGCGCGGAGGGCGAGGGGGAAGGGCCCUGGUGGGGGGAUCUGAGAUCCCCGUACGAGUUGGCACCUGGCGGGAAAGGCACGACAGACCAGAGGCGGGGGUAG